GCACUUUGAACAUUCUUUGUUUUUUUUACAAGAUUUGUCUACUAGCCUUUUUACUCCAGCAUUUGUCAUGUCCAACUUUUGCCCUGCUUUCCAGUCCUCGAAACAAAAGAGGCGAGGGCGUCACAGGAUAUUCACAGAUGAACAGCGCAAGGAUCGCAACCGAACAGCGCAAGCAGCCUUUCGAGCAAAAAAGAUGGAGUAUUAUGCUGGCCUUGAAAGCACUGUGGAGGACCUUCAGCGCACAGUCAGUCUUCUUCGCGAAGGAGAGACGCGAUUGACCACAGCUCUGAAAGAAAAAGAGACAGAAGUGGCAGACCUUCGACGUGAGGUCACACGACUGAAAAGUAUGCUUGUCCGCAUUGUGGAUGGCCAAGGCGAACAAGCAACGCAGUCUGCUCCAGUUGAAGUCCAAGACUUGUUUCCGCCAACGCCGCCAGCAUCCAUAUGCGAUUCGACUCAAGCUGACCUGGAAUCAUUACUCUCGUCAUUGGAUGCACCCAUGGAGCUGAGCGCCAAGCCAUGUGUCUUCGAUCAGCUCCUUCAUACCGUGUCGGACACUCCAUCAGAUACUAUACAAGAGACGCUAGCUUUGGCAAGUGGUGUUUUUCACAUUGAUGUCGUCUGUAGAUAGGUGAUCCUAGUUUGGAACAUUCUGUUUAGCCGAACCUUGGUUCACCUAUUACCCCUAUCACCCCUAUCACCCCUAUCACGCUGUCAUUUAAAGAAUCGGCAAGUAUUCGGUUGCCCGUUUGGUCAAUCAGGACAACCUGAUCCUAGGCGGCUUCUCUUGUCUUGUAGUAUGUUCCAAUGCCGGUUCCCACCGGUUUGGUCAGGGAAGCAACCCCACUCUCACGGUCAUCAUCACCCUCGCUUUCGGAGAACCCAAUCUCUCCUUCACUUUUGUAUACAUCGCAUCUGAAAGAAAUGGAACUUGCAGCUAACCUGUUACCCUCGCUGCGUGCAUUCCUAGCGUCUGGUACCGUUUGUUGACUAGGUUAUGCAGGUGGCGGUGAGUCAGUGUGUAUAGAGUUCAGUCUUCCGCAUGAUUCUCUUUUGUAAAAAUAUAUAUAAAGUGUAUACAUGUCUUGUG
This is a messenger RNA of Spizellomyces punctatus DAOM BR117, 1090 nucleotides long. RefSeq lists its product as uncharacterized. Lineage: Eukaryota; Fungi; Chytridiomycota; Chytridiomycetes; Spizellomycetales; Spizellomycetaceae. The transcript has 3 exons. The coding region runs from base 68 to 631 and encodes 187 amino acids. The record is from RefSeq and is a predicted model, not a curated record. Gene Ontology annotation, molecular function: DNA-binding transcription factor activity. Gene Ontology annotation, biological process: regulation of DNA-templated transcription.